UAAAUUUCGAACCAGUUGCAGCAGAAUUUAUGGGAGAUGAACAGAAGCAGAUAUAUCAUGAAAAACAGAAGUUACAAUUUUGCCUCUUACACUCUCUCAACAAUCUCUUCCAGGAGAAGGAUGCGUUUACAAGAAAAGAUUUGGAUGAUAUAGCUGAACAGCUUGUUAAAGAAGAUCCAUAUGAAGGAAACCGGAUGCCUUUUUCAGUUAUCUUCAAGCCUCAUCAUAAUUCACUAACAGGUAAUUAUGACAUAAAUGUGUUAAUUACUGCAGUUGAAAGAUAAGGGAAGAGAGUUGUUUGGCAUGAUAGGCGUAAUAGAGCUUCUUCCAUUAACCUUGAUGAACCUGAAGGUAAAUUAAUGGGGAUUGUGCUAAAUGUUCCUAUAAGAAAGUAUGGUGGUCUUUAGAGAAGUAGACAUUAGGUUUCUUUGAGAAGGAUUAAUGGGAUUUGGUAUAACUUAG
Molecule: messenger RNA, 462 nt
Organism: Lactuca sativa (garden lettuce)
Lineage: Eukaryota; Viridiplantae; Streptophyta; Magnoliopsida; Asterales; Asteraceae
Source: RefSeq, a predicted model, not a curated record